This is a messenger RNA of Saccoglossus kowalevskii, 1891 nucleotides long. RefSeq names its product SWI/SNF-related matrix-associated actin-dependent regulator of chromatin subfamily E member 1-like. Gene Ontology annotation, biological process: negative regulation of DNA-templated transcription. Gene Ontology annotation, cellular component: SWI/SNF complex. NCBI's taxonomy places the organism in Eukaryota, Metazoa, Hemichordata, Enteropneusta, Harrimaniidae. The record is from RefSeq and is a predicted model, not a curated record. Gene Ontology annotation, molecular function: nucleosomal DNA binding; nuclear receptor binding.
CUGGGAUUGCAUUGGGGCUUCCCAAGCUUUGUGAAGCGAACUCUUCUUUGUUUGCGGGUUGUGUUUAUAUCAAGAUUGCUCGUUUUUAGAUCAAGCUGGUCACACUUUAAACGAAAUCAGCCGAACGGGGGUUGUGUACCAACCUUUGUGUGACCUCUGGAGAAGUUUUGAUAACGUGAUUAUCUGCGUUAGUUGUAAAAAUCGUUAAGCAAAACAGCGGCGAUGCCGACCGGGAUCCCCAACAGCCGAUCUCAGAGCAUGUCGUACCAGGGUUACCGAAAUGUCGGGCGUUCCGGUACUAUAACCGGGACACCACCACCACGUGUGACUAACCAAUACAACCAUCCAGCAUUCCAUUCUAUCAAGUUUGGAGUUCCUAAUACCAGACAUGAGAAAGGAGUACCCAAACCACCGAAGCCCCCAGAUAAGCCAUUGAUGCCGUAUAUGCGAUACAGUAGAAAAGUAUGGGAUAAAGUAAAACAAGAGAAUCCCGAACUCAAACUGUGGGAGAUUGGUAAAAUAAUUGGACAGAUGUGGAGAGAGCUGACCGAAGAUGAAAAACAAGUGUUCAUUGAUGAGUACGAAGCAGAAAAGAUUGACUAUAACGAAGCGAUGAAAGCAUAUCAUAAUUCAGCAGCGUACCAGGCAUGGAUUGUAGCAAAAGGACGAGCUCAACAAGCAGCAGAAGAUGGUCAGUUACAUGAAAACAAACCGGAACCCAGAAUGAGUAUCCAGCCAGCCGAGGACCACGAAGAUGCAGAUGGAGAAGAUGGUUUUACAGUGAAGCAUAUAUCAGCAUCUCGCUAUCUUCGAAAUCAUCGGUUAAUUAACGAGAUUUUGAGUGAUGCAGUCGUCCCUGAUCCACGAUCAGUGGUUACCAACGCACGUAUGCAGGUCUUAAAACGUCAAGUACAGUCACUCAUGCUUCAUCAGAAAAAGCUAGAAAGUGAACUCCAACAAAUUGAAGAGAAGUUUGAGGCAAAGAAAAGGAAAUUUGAAGAAAGUAGUGAACAGUUUCAGCAUUCAAUGAAAAAGCUUUGCGAGCAGAAGAUAGAAAUUAACUGGGAGGAGUUAUUAAAACCACUGCCACCACCGGUACCACACAAUGUAGUGGAGCCAGUAAAACAAGUGAUACCUGAACAACAAGCAGACUCUGAUGAACCAAUGUUGAAAGCUCAAGAAACCACAGAGAUGGUUUCCACGACAGAGAAGAAAAAAGAUGAAGUAAAAAUAGAAAAGGACGAUGAAGCGAAGAAAGACGAUGCUGUCAGUAAAGAGGAAAAAGAUGAGACUAAAGAUGGAGAGGGCAAGGAGCAAAAAGAGGAGACUGCAGAACAGAAAGAUAAAAUGAAUGAUGGAGAAAAAGGGAAGGAAGAUAAAGUAAAGGAAAUCGUGAAGGAGGAGAAGAAUGAAGAGAAGAAGAACGAGGAUGAAGAGAAAAUGGAGGUUGAGGAGUCAGAUAAAGCUGAGGAGGAAAAUAACGGGGAUGAUAAAUCUGAAAUUAAAGAAAAAAUAACUACUGAGAGUAAGAAAGACGAAGAAACAAUGGAUGUGGAAACUGAUGAGGAUUCCAAAAAUGAUGAAAAAGAAGAGAAAUAGUUGAUUUUCUGUGAUCUUCCGACUAGCGAAAAUUCACCUAAAAGACCCUCUUUGACUAUCUAAUGAAGAAUUCCACAUUCUCUGACAUGUUGGAGCAAUUUCUGCUAUAAUUGCAUCUUCCGCAGAAGUGAAAGUUGACUCCAUUGUUGGCAAAACCUAUUGAUCCAAAAACAUUUUGAUCAACUUUUGUGAGAAACGAAUUGUUGCAAGUCUGAGAAAAUUGCGUAGUGUAGUCUGUCAUUCUUAGUCCAAGUACAUGUGAAGUAAAUAAAAUCUGUGUUUCUAAUAAAAU